Molecule: messenger RNA, 424 nt
Organism: Dentiscutata heterogama
Lineage: Eukaryota; Fungi; Glomeromycota; Glomeromycetes; Diversisporales; Gigasporaceae
Source: the annotation of a GenBank genome assembly
AUGGCUCAAGUCACAGAACCACCUUACCAAACUGAAAAGUAUAUACGUAAUAAUGAAUCUAAUGAUCUCGACGAAUACCUCCAAGAUCAUGAUCAAGAAUUGAUAAAUAAUGCUACUUCCAUGCCAAAUGGUCUACGAAGGUUGCGAGAAGAUAGAUCACCAUCAAAAGAUUCUAAUAACUCAAAGAUGAUUAAUCAUCUUGAAAUUGCCCGAUUUUCAACAGAAUCUCUACAUAGUUAUAAUUUUGUUACAAAUGAUGCAUCAAUGUACGAAAAUAGGCAGAAUAUUCUUCGUCGUUCUAUCGAUUUCAUGAAAAGCAAAAUAAAAGGAUGGAAAUUUUUAGAUGUACAUCAAGUUCUACUUUCAUUUGUAGAACCUACAACUGGUACUUCUACGGAUAUUGUUCUUCCUCAAGAAGAAACCG